This is a messenger RNA of Pimephales promelas (fathead minnow), 6231 nucleotides long. It is a transcript of the gene kdm3b, whose product is annotated as lysine (K)-specific demethylase 3B. Lineage: Eukaryota; Metazoa; Chordata; Actinopteri; Cypriniformes; Leuciscidae. Gene Ontology annotation, cellular component: histone deacetylase complex; chromatin. Gene Ontology annotation, biological process: regulation of transcription by RNA polymerase II. Gene Ontology annotation, molecular function: transcription coregulator activity; chromatin DNA binding; histone H3K9 demethylase activity. The record is from RefSeq and is a predicted model, not a curated record.
AUCGCGGAUUUUUUGCGGAGCUCCGAAGGAAGUCGAUCUCUUCAUGGUGGUUGUGAUAUGGGGGACUCGCUUGGUUUGAUCGGGAAGCGGCUGCUUCUGCUGCUCAAUGACGGGAGCUCCGCGUCUUCCGCGGGCGUUGGGACGGAUCCGGCGGCCUGGCUCCGCGGCACCGUGCGGGCGGUCAGUGUGAUCGGGCUGGAGAGCCCGGGGGUGGAGGUGUUCGUGGAGUUUGAGAAGAGCCCUUGCCGGCAGCGCUCAUGGGUGCAGAUGUACGGGGAUGAGGUGCGUGCGGUUCUCGUGGAGAGUGCCAUUGUCUGGGUCAACUGCAGUGACCCUUCCCUCUCCCUUCCCCCGGCUCUAGUAGCGGCUGCUACUCAAUGGCCAGCCUUGUUGUUCAAACCGCUGGUUGACCGAGUGGGUUUGGGAUCCGUGGUUCCUGUCGAGUUCUUUGGACCAAGAACUUUGUCGUUUUUCCCUAAUGGGAAUUCACUGCACACAUUUGAGACUGAAAAAGAUAUGAUACACUCUCUGCUACUAGAGCAGCCAGCGCUUCAAGCUGCCAUCAGCAGUUGGCACCGGGACUCUGAGCUACAGGAGAUCCUGCGCAAAGGAUCUUAUACUAUUCAGGGUCGGAGAGUACAGGUGUACCAGCCGGAGUUUGGGGAGCCCUGGGCCCUGGGCCUCGUAUCUCAGCAUGAUCCUGUUUCACACAUUAUGGAGAUUACCAUGGACCAGUGUGAGGAGACACAAGUGGUCGAUCCGCGGGUUAUUCACGUGAUGCUUGCUGCGGAACAAUCAGAUGAGAGCCAAGAUAGACGCAAGAAGGAGAGUGAUGGUGGGAAAGGUGAGGGCAGUCGGCGGCGCCGGACGGCAUCUGAAGGAAAUGAAGACAUUACUCUCAAACGUUUCAAAGGAGCCGGGGAGGGUGCCUCUGACAGCCAGAAUGGGAAUGGCUCCAACAAGGACGCUGGGGCUAUGGUAACACACGUAGAGAUGCCGGUAGAUUUAGUAGUGGAGAGAAAAGACGGAGGGGGUGGCGUAGGUGGGAGGGUGUCGAGCACCUGUAGUCCAGUAGCUUUCCCAAACCAAGACUCCUCUAACAACACCAAUUCCUCUCAGCAGGAUCACUCCCACAUUAGGAGCACAAGUUUUGUCAAGGAGAAUGGCAGUUUUGUCCCAAACCAAGAACGGAUAUCUUCAAUGUCAGCGGUGCUUCCUGCGUCCACUCCAACACCACCUCCAUUGAAGCCUGCCCCAUCGCCUUUUUCUAACACUUUUCCUUCUUUGGGGCAAAUGCCCAGUUUGGUGCCCGGGGCGCCUGCCCCCAAGUCAUCUCCCACACUCCCAUUAUCUGAGAGGGACGAGGGAGGUGUCCUUUCAGGGUAUCCUAAAACAGCUGCCCUGGUGUCUCCAGGUCCUGUGACCAUUUCGUCACCUUCCCAAGACAAUGCUUCAAGUGUGGCUCUUUCUGUUCCUGCAGACGCAAACCAAAAGCCCAGUAUGUGGGGAUCAACCCCAGAAGCAAGCCAGACCCCCAAGACCCUUGCUCUGGCUGCUGCAGUAUUUGGUAAACCAUCAAGUGAGUUUGGAGAUGUUCCCACACAGACAAAUGGUUCUUCCCAGGAGGACAAGCCUUUUGGCUUUCCCUUUGGAUCUGCGAAGGAACCCCAGAGGCAGAACGCUGAUCCCUCACAGAACCUGUUCUUUCAAUGCAUGUCUCAGAACCAGAGUAUCACACAAGGCCAGGCAAAGGCCUUCACAUCCUUGUCCGAGUGCCUGAACAAGGAGCCACCUAGCCUGUUCAAGCCUUCCGAGGGUUUCAGAAAGGCGGUUGUGGCUUCUGCAUCUGCUGGACUGUUUGGUUCAGCUCCUGCCAGUGGCCUGACGCCACUGAAAGAGCAGCCAAAAGUGCCUGAUAUCAAGCCUGCAGGCAAUGGGCUGAUGAGCAAGCCUUUUGGAGGGGUUGUGGAGGCACACGGAAAACUCCCAGCCACUUUCCCCUCAGCCAUCUGUCAAGCUGCGAGCUCUGCGGAGGUGCUGAAACCCUCUUUGGGAUUAGGAACCAGUGGACUUGGAAGUUCCAGUGGUGGGAUUAGAAAUGUUAACAGCUCGAGGCCAGGCAGCGGCUUCGGUUUGCUUGCUGGCAACAAGGUUCCAGAAACUCACGAGAACCUGUUCCUACAGGCGUCCAAGGAGACGAAUCCAUUUCUCGCUUAUGGUGGAGCUGUUUCGCACAGCCCUUUCAGUUCCUUGUCAACUCCAAAGUCGUCCUCUUCCGUGUCCGCAUCUGCUGUUUCACCUUCAGGCAGCUCCAGUGUACUUAGUCAAGAUCCUCCUGGGAAUGAGGCCAAACCAAAUCUGUUCACCAUGGCAGAACCUCCUAAGGGAAUCUUAACUCCCCAGUUCGCCACUCCUGCUCUCAUGACCACUCCGUCAUUCACUUCGGUAGCCCAGGAUGGACAACAAACGUCCAAAGCAAGCAAAGAGGGUUCGGAUGUCAGCACGGGAUCCCGCCUCUCCACUGAAGGCCAAGGUGUCUCUAUCCCCUUCGACCAAACCAAGUUUUCUUUGGAGGAACGCGGUCAGUCCACCAAAAGGGAUUCAGAGUCCAGUAGCAACAGUGACCUGUCUGAUUUGAGUGAGGCGGAGGACAACUCGAGCCAGAAACCUGGGGUUUCUGCAGCCAAUGAGGAUAAGAAUAAGACCCUGCCUGCGCCGAAGAGCCGGCCGCGGAACAAACCCUUUAAAGUGGGACAGUCCGUGUUGAAGGACCAGAGUAAGGUUCGGCGCUUGAAGCAGUCCGGAGAGUCCUUCCUGCAAGACGGCUCUUGCAUUAACGUGGCUCCCCACCUGCACAAAUGCCGCGAGUGCCGUCUGGAGCGCUACCGGAAAUCCCGCGAGCAGGACUCGGAUGAUGAUGACCCAAACGUGGCCUGCCGAUUCUUCCACUUUCGCAGGCUGGCUUUCACUAAGAAGGGAAUCCUUCGUGUGGAAGGUUUCCUGAGCCCGCAGCAGAGCGACAGCAUGGCAAUGGGGCUGUGGCUGCCCUCCAUCGCGGUACAUGAAGGACUUGACCUGGACACGUCCAAAUAUAUUUUAGCAAACGUGGGUGACCAGUUUUGCCAAUUGGUCAUGUCAGAGAAAGAAGCUAUGAUGAUGGUAGAGCCCCAUCAAAAAGUGGCAUGGAAGCGAGCUGUGAGGGGAGUGAGAGAAAUGUGCGAUGUGUGUGAAACUACGCUGUUCAACAUCCACUGGGUGUGUCGCAAAUGCGGCUUCGGUGUUUGUCUUGACUGCUACCGGCUACGCAAGAACAGGCCACCUGAAGUAGAAGACAGUCCUGAAGAAGAGGUGUUCUCAUGGCUGAAGUGUGCUAAAGGACAGCCACAUGAACCACAGAACCUCAUGCCCACUCAAAUCAUACCCGGCACAGCCUUGUACAGCAUAGGUGACAUGGUACACUCAGCCAGAGGUAAAUGGGGGAUCAAAGCGAACUGUCCCUGCAUUAGUCGACAUAACAAACCCUUGGUGCGGCCCAGUGCUCCAAAUGGCCUUUCACAGUCGAGUACAGCUCACACUUCGGGGAAUGGAGCCAGCACCACUUCAGCCACAAUCCGGCCCAAUGGGGAAUCUCCAGCAGGUGUAGUGGUCAAAACAGAAUCUGAAGAGGCGAGCAGUGCUGACACAACAUCAAGCACGAGUGGGACAAACAGCAGCGCGUCUAGCCCUCCUGCUCCCCCGACACCAGCCGCAAAAGAUAGCAAGGCCAGUUCCUCAGCCCUGCACUGGCUGGCUGAUCUGGCCACGCAAAAGGAGCCUAAAGAGUCUCUGCGAUCCAUGAUGGGUCGUGACCCUCGCACUCCGUUUGGCCUGGACUCCUUCAGCACCCUUCCCAAACCCUCGGGGUCAAACCCCAAGCUCUUCAAUAGCCUGCUCCUGGGUGCUGGGCCAUCCCAACCCAAAGCAGAGGGUACUAGCCUCCGAGAUCUGCUGAACUAUGGCCCUGGAAAGCUCCCUCAAGGUCCCGCAGAGGGAGGAGUCCCCUUCCCUUCAGUGUUCUCCACUGCUGGUCAGGCUGAUAAAAUGAAGGGAGGUCUUCCUAAUUUCCUGGAUCAUAUCAUUGCGUCAGUAGUAGAGACAAAGAAGGCUGAGGGUCGGCGUGUGUCGGGGUCAGCAGAAGGCGGCGAGUCUGGGACUGUUCCUCGCAGAGAGGGGAUGAUGGGCCUCAACGUACUCGACCCCCACACCUCCCACUCCUGGCUGUGUGAUGGCCGUUUACUCUGCCUGCAGGACCCCAGCAACAGCAACAACUGGAAGAUCUUCAGAGAGUGCUGGAAACAAGGACAGCCUGUGCUGGUUUCGGGCAUACACAGGAGACUGAAGGGUAACUUAUGGAAGCCUGAGGCUUUCAGCCUGGAGUUUGGUGACCAGGAUGUAGACCUGGUCAACUGUAGGAACUGCGCCAUCAUCUCUGAUGUCAAAGUCCGAGACUUUUGGGAUGGCUUCCAGGUUAUUUCUAAACGGCUACAAGGUGCAGAUGGCCAACCUAUGGUACUAAAACUCAAGGACUGGCCUCCUGGAGAAGAUUUUAGGGACAUGAUGCCCACUCGAUUUGAUGAUCUCAUGGACAACCUUCCUCUGCCAGAGUACACAAAAAGAGACGGACGUCUCAACCUGGCUUCUCGUCUUCCUAACUUCUUCGUUCGGCCAGAUCUGGGCCCUAAAAUGUACAAUGCCUAUGGUCUGAUCUCCACAGAAGACAGGAAGGUUGGCACCACUAAUCUGCAUCUGGACGUAUCCGAUGCAGUUAAUGUAAUGGUGUAUGUGGGCGUCCCAGAAGGAGAAAGUGAACAAGAAAAGGAAGCAGACCUCGCUGGAUUUAAAGAGGUGAUGCUGACCAUUGAAGAGGGUGAUGUGGAUGAAAUGACUAAGAAAAGAGUCUACGAGAUCAAGGAGAAACCUGGAGCUCUCUGGCACAUCUACGCCGCUAAAGACGCCGAAAAAAUCCGCGAGCUCCUGCGAAAGGUUGGAGAAGAACAAGGACAAGAGAACCCACCAGACCACGAUCCCAUCCAUGACCAGAGCUGGUACCUGGACCAGACGCUGCGCCGCAGGCUGUUCGAGGAGUAUGGGGUCCAGGGCUGGUCCAUUGUGCAGUUUUUGGGAGAUGCCGUGUUCAUCCCAGCUGGAGCGCCACAUCAGGUGCACAAUCUGUACAGCUGUAUCAAGGUUGCAGAGGACUUUGUUUCUCCUGAGCACGUGAAGCACUGUUUUAGACUGACGCAAGAGUUCCGGCACCUUUCCAACACUCACACUAACCACGAGGACAAGCUACAGGUGAAGAACAUCAUUUACCAUGCUGUGAAGGAUGCUGUGGGAACACUAAAGGCCCACGAGCCCAAGAUAGGCCGCUCUUAGUUGGAGAGAUGUGGGUUUGGAUGAGGCCAUUGCGCUCGCAAAACAAGCUGUUUAUAAUGGAACGUCUCUCAGCGUUUUGGUAGGAUGAAGAUGCCGCUUCAUCAGUGUUACAAAAGCAUCGUUUAGUUUUACAAUCCGUUUCUCUGUAUUUAAAAAGUCUGUUUUUUGCUCCGCGUUUAAAAUUUGUUGGACUGUUCACAGAGCUGGUGAUUAUAAGUUGACAUGAAUCUUUUUAAAGGCCUUCAGCAAGGUUUUUCUAUGACUUCUGUGAAACGUGAGCACUGGGUUUCCUUCUUAGAGAACAUUCAUUCUGUGCUCUUCAAUGAAGGAGAGCUUUUAGAUAAGAUGGGGUCAACAGAAAUUAAAAUGAGUAAAAGAUUCCCACCACCUUGUCCAGGAGAGGUGGAAAUGAACAUGGAAGGGGACUAGACCAAAGUUUUUUAGUUUUAAGUUUUUUUGUUUUGUUGUUGUUGAUGAAAACAUGUCCUUCUGAUUUUUUUUGUAAUAUGCCAUAGGUAAUAUUUCACUGACAACAAGAGUUAGACUGGCGUUGACGAACAGUCAUUCAAGAAUCAACAAUUCCAGUUCUGCAGAACUACUGCUCAUUAAUAUGUACCAAUAUAUAUAUUGAUCUUAGCAGUGUGUAUGAUUUUUUUUUUUCCACAAUAAAGAUUUACAAGAAAGGAUCUGGCCCUGUUGAUUGGAAAUGACGACGGAUUUCUUAGCUAACUAUUUGUUAAAUGCUUACUAUUUUAUUUUAUAAGACAUUUUGUGGUUCAUGGAUGGCACUGCAAUAAACUAAGCUUUUGAAAUAUU